GAAAAGUAACUAAUACCCCUGAACACUAGUUAGUAAUCUGUGAAUACGUCAUUGAGGUUCGUCAGGACUCAAAUGUUGAUAAAUAAAAGUUUAAAGGAACUUAAUAAAAAUGAUGCCUGCAAGGAUUGGUGGACACCUUCCAAUAGCAAAUGAGAAUCCGCUCGGUUUAUCGUGGCAUGAUUCUGCUUGGAUACCGUCAUUAAAUCCAUCUAACAUCAUGGAUUACUUUUCUGAAAGAUCAAAUCCAUUUUUUGAUAGAACAUGUAAUAAUGAAGUGGUAAAAAUGCAACGCCUGAGCAUGGAUCAGCUUCAAAAUAUGACUGGUUUGGAAUACAUUUUACUUCAUGUUCAGGAGCCAAUUCUGUAUGUUAUAAGAAAGCAACAUAGACAUAGUCCUAUGCAAACUAUUCCAUUAGCUGAUUACUAUAUAAUUGCCGGAAUUGUGUAUCAAGCUCCUGAUUUAGCAAGUGUUUUAAACUCAAGAUUGCUCUCAGCUGUCCACCAUCUUCAAUGUUCUUUUGAAGAGACUAUGUCUUAUUCAAAAUAUCACCCAAGUAAAGGGUAUUGGUGGGAUUUUAAACCUAAUAAACCAGGAAUCAGUCCUUUUAAUUCUGGACAGUCUGCACCAAAAGAAGUUUCUAAUACACCUAAGGAAGAACCGUCAACUUUAUUUCAAAGACAACGAGUUGAUAUGUUAUUGGCAGAGUUAGUAAGGCAGUUUCCUUUACCAACUAUAACUACUACUGCUAACCAAACAAAUGGUGUGUCAGUAAAAGCUGAAAACAAUAAUGAUAAAGGCGAUAAAGGAGGUGAUAGUAAUAUAAACAAUAUUACAAUAAAACAAGAGCCAAUAGAUUCAAUACAUCCUGAAAUGACUAAUGGUAACAUGCAUAUGGAAAUAAAACAGGAAAUCAAGCAGGAGAACAUGAAGCCACCACCAGAAAAAAAACCAAGAAAUAUUUAGAAAAAUAGUUUUUGGAACACGGGGUGGCUGCUUAUCCAAAUUAAAUUUACCUUACACAAAUUUUUUGUUUGUGUCUUUUUGGAGAUUAUAUAAAUUUGUCACAUUAUCCUUUAAUUUAAUAUUGUCAGAACAUAUUAUACAAUUAUCUUGUAA
Molecule: messenger RNA, 1117 nt
Organism: Pieris brassicae (large cabbage white)
Lineage: Eukaryota; Metazoa; Arthropoda; Insecta; Lepidoptera; Pieridae
Gene: MED6
Product: mediator of RNA polymerase II transcription subunit 6
Exons: 5
Coding region: 110-964 (284 amino acids)
Biological process (GO): regulation of transcription by RNA polymerase II
Cellular component (GO): core mediator complex; mediator complex
Molecular function (GO): transcription coactivator activity
Source: RefSeq, a predicted model, not a curated record